AUGGGCGCCGACAGGAGUGACGGCUCCGGCUCCGGCUCCUCGAAUACGGAAGCGGUCGCAUCCGGAUACGACGAAAAGACACCUCUACUCGAGAAAACCCAGGAGGGCCCCUACGAAGACACCAAGCGGCGAAGGAGAUGGCUGUAUCCGUCGCGCAUAUCCGACGGCAUCGUCGCGGUGGUGGGCGUCCUCGCAACCCCCUUUGUCUAUACGGGGCAAUGCCUGGUGGCCGCCUUCUACUACGAAGAGGAUGGCCACUUCUCCUUUCUCGCCCCGAUCUACCACAUCUCGCGGACAUUCACUCGCGGACGUCGGAAAAAGGUCGCGGCGCACGCUUCACGAGCCUCGGCUGCCCCGGACCGUAGCGAGAAAGGCACGCGCAAGAGUCGCAGUUCGAGUGUCGCGCAGCCCGUCAUGAAACAACCCACGAGGCGAUCACUGUCAAUAGCAUCAACCUCGACCGCCAUGACGUCCGACUCGGAGAGCGAGCGAUCUCCAACACGCGACCCAGACACCGACAGCCCGUCGCGCCAUACCCGCUCCAAAUCCAGCGCAACCGCACGAGCAGACGAAAUCGCCCCGGCCAAGAGGUCGAUACGCAUCACGCUACAUCACAAUGAGGACGCUUUGAGGCAACGCAAGGCCGCGAAGAAGGCCCAAUCGUCCAAAAGUAACUCCGUCUCCUCCGAGGCUGCCGCUUCCCUCAAAUCACCCACUGGGCCGGCAACCGCGUCUUCGAAACAAUUGACCAAGUUCCCACGAGCGCCCCAACCCCCGCGCCCCCUCGUGCCACGCCGCCAGCCCUCGUACUCCGCUAAAGGCGUAUCCGCUGUCGGGCCGCACCAGAAGACGCUCAUCAUCGAUCUCGAUGAAACAUUGAUCCACAGCAUAGUCAACGGCGGUCGCUUCCAGACGGGCCACAUGGUAGAGGUCAAACUCCAGGCAUCUGUCGGCGCCGACGGGCAGGUUAUUGGUCCCCAGGUGCCGCUCCUGUACUAUGUUCACAAACGGCCGUAUUGCGACGAUUUUCUGAAAAAGGUUAGUAAGUGGUACAAUCUGAUCAUAUUCACCGCCUCGGUACAGGAAUACGCAGAUCCCGUCAUCGACUGGCUGGAGGUGGAGCGCAAGUAUUUUGCAGGCAGGUACUAUCGACAGCACUGCACUGUUCGCAACGGGGCUUACAUCAAGGACCUUGCUCAGGUCGAGCCCGAUCUCAGCAAAGUCAUGAUUCUUGAUAAUAGCCCCUUGAGCUACGUUUUCCAUCCUGACAAUGCCAUUCCCAUCGAAGGCUGGAUUAGCGACCCAACAGACCACGAUCUGCUGCAUCUUAUCCCGCUGCUCGAAGGCUUGCAGUAUGUCACCGACGUGCGUGCGCUGCUUGCGCUUCGGCUCGGCAUGCCCGCAUCCGCCUACUUGGACCAUCCAUUCUUCAAUGACGCCAUAGAAGCAAUACUCAACACCAUACUGCAUGAACACCGUCAGUAUUUCGAUCAUCAUAUCAGCUCAACACUUCUGCUCGAAGUGCUCCGUCGUACUACCACUGGCAAUGGGUCGGCAGACCGAAGACUAGUCGUAUGCAGUCGAAAGUUUACACUGUUCAUUCGCACCUUUGCACCCUACUUCGAUGUCCUUGGCACGUGCGUCGAAUUGCAGCCAGGAUGGGCAGGCUGUUUCUGGGCAACUGUUCGUGUAGUCUUCAAGAUGAGCAGUGACUGCGUGCUUGUCCUGGAGAAAAUUGCCGAUGUACUUGAAGCUAUUUCGCAAAUCAUACCACCUUAUCAGGACGUUUACAACAUCUGCAAGCGUAACGGAGCCGAGCGCCGUGGCGAGGCUGGAGAUCGUCAUCUGGCUGCACUUCUGUCCUACGUAUAUGCGGAUCUUGUACAGCUGUUCUUGGAGCUGUACCGUAUCUUCUGUCGUGGGGCACAAAGUACAACCAUCAGUUGUACGAACGUCAUCCACAGUGAGACACUAUGGCGACCCUUCGAUUCCCGGUUUGCACACCUUGAAACACGACUAGGCCAGCACAGGAGGUGGUUAGAAACAGAAACCGCGAACCAGACUCAAUACUACGCGGACAUCUCACAGCACCGCAGAAGUUAUAUCGACUUUUUGCAGCGCCAAAACGGAUCCGUAGUCAAUGGUCGUGUGGAGCAAGAUGAACAACGGCUCGCGAAGCGGUUGAGGAGAGUGGAGAAAGUACAGCAUUGGCUGUCGUCUUCUACGUCGAUUGCCACAAGGUCUCUGAGCACUCAACAACCUUAUCAAGAGUCCUGCGCUUGGUUCUUACGCGUUGCCGCAUACGCCCAAUGGAGGAGUCAGCGCUUUGACAGCAGCAUGGCCAACGAUCAGGAAGCUUUAGUCGGGAACUGGCAACAUCGCGUGUUGUUUGUGCAGGGUAGGUCGCCGUGCGCACACUUCAAGUACUCUAUAAACUGA
Molecule: messenger RNA, 2439 nt
Organism: Alternaria triticimaculans
Lineage: Eukaryota; Fungi; Ascomycota; Dothideomycetes; Pleosporales; Pleosporaceae
Exons: 5
Coding region: 1-2439 (812 amino acids)
Molecular function (GO): protein serine/threonine phosphatase activity
Source: RefSeq, a predicted model, not a curated record